This is a messenger RNA of Limanda limanda (common dab), 1689 nucleotides long. RefSeq names its product ependymin related 1 (gene epdr1). The coding region runs from base 148 to 786 and encodes 212 amino acids. The record is from RefSeq and is a predicted model, not a curated record. The transcript is spliced from 3 exons. Gene Ontology annotation, molecular function: calcium ion binding. Gene Ontology annotation, cellular component: lysosome; extracellular region. Gene Ontology annotation, biological process: cell-matrix adhesion. Lineage: Eukaryota; Metazoa; Chordata; Actinopteri; Pleuronectiformes; Pleuronectidae.
UGACAUCUUGUCUAUAGCGGGUGUGGAUCAUAGGGUGUGGAUCAGUAACGAGAUCGGAUAAAGGGACCGGAUAACGGGAUAACGGGAUAACGGGACCGGAUAACGGGAUAACGGGAUAACGGGACCGGAUAACGGGACUCCGCCGCCAUGCUCCGGCUGUCUCUCUUGCUCCUGGCCGCCCUCGGGGCUUCUGGUCUCGGUCUCCCCGGGUCCCAGGUCUCCGGGGCGGCCGGGCCCUGCCUCGCCCCGCCGCAGUGGGAGGGCCGCUGGGUCCGGUACGACCACAGCACCGGGAGGAACAACCGGGCCUCGGUGUCCUACGACGGCCCGAACCAGCGGGUCCGAGUCCUGCAGCAGCUGAAGAAGCACAGCCCUUGUCAGAGGUUCUUUGAGUACAUCUACCUGUACCAGAGCAUGGUGAUGUUCCAGAUCGACCAGAAGACCAAAGACUGCUCUAAGAUCGCACUGACGGAGAGCUGGGAUCCCUUCGACAUCCCGGACAACUCCACCUUCGAGGACCAGUACUCCAUCGGGGGCCCCGGGGACAGCGUGGAGGUUCAGGAGUGGUCCGACAGGAAGCCGGCACGCAAACAUGAGACCUGGGUGGGCGUGUACACCUUGAAGGACUGUUACCCGGUGCAGGAGACCUACGCCUUCAACAGCAGCGUCACCACCUCCACCCGCUUCUUCGACCUCCGGCUGGGCAUCAGCGACCCCGACGUCUUCACCCCCCCCAGCACCUGUCAGUCAGCCCGGCCCGAGGAGAUGAGCGAGUCCGACUGCUGAUCUUUGACCUAAGAUGCUGAGCAGGAUUCUGAGGCUGAGACAGAAAUCGCUCGUUCUCUGCUCCACAGAUUCACACUAUUUCUCUCUGCAGCCGAGCAUCUAUGUAGCGUUGCCAGAUUCUUAACUUCACAAUAAAAUCGGGUGCAUUACAAUUUGUGCUAAUGCACAUAAGCUAAUGUACAUAUUACAAAUAUCCUAGAAAUUGGACGCUCAAAUAAAAUUGCAUUAGGUUAAUUCAUAGCAAGAAGGGAGUGGUUUCGCACCCGGCCUCUGUCCAGUGUUUUACAGAAGUGCUUUUUAAUUUGUUAAAAUUGUUGUUAGGGCCGAUAAUCAUGCUAACUGCAACCUAACACACAGUUAAAACUAUCAGCUGAUUAUAAUACCUUCAUGAUUUCCUUCAUGUUAAAAUAGGUUAUGUCCUUAAACACGGAAAUAAAUUGGCGUUUGCACAAUCGGAUGGCUCGGUUCAUUAACCUGCUUAUGAGACUUUAAUGUGAGGAAGAGAAGCUGCAUAUGUCAUGUGUCCGUCCACAAUCUGGACCUAUAGCAGCAUCACUAAGAGCUGGACACAGACUGACCUGAACCCGUCCAACUAUGAGCUUCAUCAGAAGGAAGGUUUGAAGUCAACUCUUAAAAGUAGAGAGGGUGAAACUGGGAGAUGAUUCCACAGAAAAGCAUUAUUGUGAUCAGGCUUUGAAAUGAAUGUAUGUAGCUUGAGUCUUGCUUGUUUGUGUUUUUUUUGGGGAAACGUGUAUUUAUACAACUAAACCAACACUGAACUAAUAAUAACUGUAACGUAGGGUUUCAGUGGUCAUAAUCCUAAUUUAAAUUUGAUGAUUCAUGCAGAAAUCUUGUGAAACAUGCAAAUAUAAUUCAAACAUUAAAAAAUGUUCCACCAAGAAA